AUGUCCAAAGGGCCUCUGAUUCUCUGGCUGAUGAUUGCGCUCGGGCGGCUUUAUCUGACUCCAGCUGCAUCAGAGAUUGUCGUGAGAGCGUUUUGGGGUCAGUCGGUGACUUUGCCCUGUACAUACUCAUCCUGGUCUCCUAACAGCAACAGCAUGUGCUGGGGCAAAGGCCAGUGUCCCCACUCCAAAUGCAAUGACGAGCUUCUCUACACCGAUGGGACAAGGGUGGUCUCGAGGAAGCUGCCAAACUACCAACUUCUGGGGAAUAUCCAGAGAGGGGAUGUCUCCUUGACCAUCUUUAACACCAAAGAAGAUAACAGUGGUGUGUACUGCUGCCGCAUAGAGGUGCCUGGCUGGUUCAACGAUGUGAAGAAGAACAUCCGCCUGGAGCUGAGGAGAGGUCCCACGACCACGCGCUCAACAACCACCCAUCGCCCAACCACCGCCGCUGCCAUGACGACAACCACAGCUGUGCUUCCAACAGCCUCAGUCGUGGCUACACCUGACCUGCCAGCCACACCACCGCUUCAGAUGAGAACCACUGCUGCACUCACCACCACAGCAGCCACAUGCCCUCUGACAACAUGGGACUCCCUUCGUGAAGAAGACACGAUACUUCUGACCCUUGAGCCUUCCACAGAAGGACCCAUUCUCACUGCAGAAUCAGAAACUGUCCUCCCUAGGACCUCUCAGAGAAGCACUGAGGCGACUUCUGCAGACACUGCCUUGCUCACAUCCAAAGGAUCUGAAAGGUGGGUUCUCCAGUCAACACCCCAGGAAUUGAUGCGGGAAGCGAGUGACUCGGUGAUUUUUCAGCCAAGAGCAUCUGAGAUGCCAUUUCUUGUGCAAAAUGGAUUUGAAUCAGAACAGAUAAAAAUGACCAACAACUCCAACCUGCUCAUGAUCAUUGCUCCCUCCCUGGGAUUUGUGCUGUUGGCAUUGCUUCUGGCAUUUUUCCUUCGAGGGAAAGUCAUGAAAACCAGUUGUGUCCAGAAACACAUCAGGCUAGACAGUGUUGGAGAAGGUAAAAAUGUCCUCGACGAAAGAGAAGAUGAAGAUGGUCUUUUCACACUCUAA
Molecule: messenger RNA, 1077 nt
Organism: Kogia breviceps (pygmy sperm whale)
Lineage: Eukaryota; Metazoa; Chordata; Mammalia; Artiodactyla; Physeteridae
Product: T-cell immunoglobulin and mucin domain-containing protein 4
Biological process (GO): cytoskeletal rearrangement involved in phagocytosis, engulfment; apoptotic cell clearance
Molecular function (GO): phosphatidylserine binding
Source: RefSeq, a predicted model, not a curated record